AUGGCGGUGUCUAAACCCCGUGAACCAGAGAGGCUCACGUUUCGAGACGUUCAGUCGCCGCAGGAGUUUCGUCACGGAGAGACGGCCGAGGUGGUCUGCGACGUGAUCAGCUCCCCGGUGCCCGUGGUGGUGUGGUACUACCAGGACAAGGAGAUCACCGAGGAGCACCACAGCAGGUUUCAGGUGCUGCCGAACAACAACCUUCAGAUCCAUCAGGUGACCAAAGCGGACGAGGGUGUGUAUCGCUGCGAGGCGAGCGUCGAGGCCCGUGGAGAAAUCGACUUUGUGGACAUCGCCAUGGUCGUCAACGAAGAGCUCCAGUCUCAGCCUCAGUCCGACAAACUGGAGAAGAAGGCUCCUGAGAAGCUGCCGAAGCCUGUGAUGGAGAAACCAGCCAAACCUGCUCUGGAGACACCCCCGAAGACCGCCGCCAAGCCAGCGUCCCCGGACAGUUUUACAACAAAGCAGGGGGGUGAGAGGACCAGCAAAUCUCCCCCACCGCCUCCCCCCCCCAGGAAGACCUUCUCCCCCAGCUCCAGCUCAGGCAUGACCACCACUCGCUCCGGAGAGGUGGUCUACACCAGCAGGAGGGAUUCCGUCUCUGCACAGGUUGCCCAUCUCUGUGUCUCCUAA
Messenger RNA from Notothenia coriiceps (black rockcod), 633 nucleotides. The record is from RefSeq and is a predicted model, not a curated record. NCBI's taxonomy places the organism in Eukaryota, Metazoa, Chordata, Actinopteri, Perciformes, Nototheniidae.